Molecule: messenger RNA, 2201 nt
Organism: Panicum virgatum (switchgrass)
Lineage: Eukaryota; Viridiplantae; Streptophyta; Magnoliopsida; Poales; Poaceae
Product: protein ASPARTIC PROTEASE IN GUARD CELL 1-like
Exons: 1
Coding region: 253-1779 (508 amino acids)
Biological process (GO): proteolysis
Molecular function (GO): aspartic-type endopeptidase activity
Source: RefSeq, a predicted model, not a curated record
CACCACCGUCUUCCAGCUUAUUAAAAGCUCCUCCGCUACGCUCGCCGCCGCGGGGGUGGAAGCGGGUUAAUCCAGCACCGGAAUGACGUGAUCUCCCCCCGUUCGAUUCCAUCCAGUGCCCUCAUCACUGCAGGCUGCAAGCAGACGGCGGCCUUGAAAAAUCCGACCACCAUCCUCGCUCCGCAUCACUCAUUCCUCCGCCCGACACUCCCAAGCCCCACUCCACUGCCACCGACCGGUAGCGGCGCCACAAUGCGGCCGCCUACCCUCCUCCCGCUCGCCGCCGCCGCCCUCCUCGUCCUCGCCGCCGCCCCGACGCCCGCCGCCUCCCGCCACCACCGCCCCGCGCAGGCGGCGGACACCGAGACGCUCGACGUCGCCGCCUCCCUCUCCCGCGCCCGCGCCGCGCUCUCCACCGAUGCCGCCUCGCUGCACCAGUCCGCCGCCGCCGGGAAGCCGAAGCGCCGGUCCCCGCGGCCGCGGGAGGGCGCCUCCUCGCUCACGCUGCGGCUCCACGCGCGGGACUUCCUGCCCGGGGAGCAGGGCCGGCACGAGAGCUACCGGUCCCUGGUGCUGUCCCGCCUCCGCCGCGACGAGUCCCGCGCCGCGGCGGUGGCGGCGCGCGCGGCGCUGGCGGCGGACGGGGUGACGCGCAUGGACCUGCGCCCCGCCAACGCGUCGACGGUGUUCGCGGCCUCCGCGGCGGCGAUCCAGGGCCCCGUGGUGUCCGGCGUGGGGCAGGGCAGCGGCGAGUACUUCUCCCGCGUCGGGAUCGGCAGCCCCGCGCGGCAGCUGUACAUGGUGCUGGACACCGGCAGCGACGUCACCUGGGUGCAGUGCCAGCCCUGCGCCGACUGCUACCAGCAGACGGACCCCGUCUUCGACCCCUCCCUCUCCGCCUCCUACGCCGCCGUCUCCUGCGACUCCCCGCGCUGCCGGGACCUCGACACCGCCGCCUGCCGCAACGCCACGGGCGCCUGCCUCUACGAGGUGGCCUACGGCGACGGCUCCUACACCGUCGGCGACUUCGCCACCGAGACGCUCACGCUGGGGGACUCGCAGCCCGUCGGCAACGUCGCCAUCGGGUGCGGCCACGACAACGAGGGGCUCUUCGUCGGCGCCGCGGGGCUGCUCGCGCUCGGCGGGGGCCCGCUCUCCUUCCCGUCCCAGAUCUCCGCCACCACUUUCUCCUACUGCCUCGUGGACCGCGACUCCCCCGCCGCGUCCACGCUCCAGUUCGGGGACGGCGCCGCCGAGGCCGGCACCGUGACGGCCCCGCUCCUCCGCAGCCCGCGCACGAGCACCUUCUACUACGUCGCCAUGACCGGCAUCUCCGUGGGCGGGCAGCCGCUGUCCAUCCCGCCCUCCGCCUUCGCCAUGGACGCCGCCUCGGGGUCGGGCGGCGUCAUCGUCGACUCGGGCACCGCCGUCACGCGGCUCCAGGCCGCGGCCUACGCGGCGCUCCGCGACGCCUUCGCCCGGGGCACGCCGUCGCUGCCGCGCGCGCCCGGGGUGUCGCUGUUCGACACGUGCUACGACCUGUCGGGCCGGACGAGCGUGGAGGUGCCCGCGGUGGCGCUGCGGUUCGAGGGCGGCGGCGCGCUGCGGCUGCCGGCGAAGAACUACCUGAUCCCCGUGGACGGCGCCGGGACCUACUGCCUGGCGUUCGCGCCCACGAACGCCGCCGUGUCCAUCAUCGGGAACGUGCAGCAGCAGGGCACCCGCGUCAGCUUCGACACCGCCAAGGGCGCCGUCGGCUUCACGCCCAACAAGUGCUAGCCUGGCAGAGUGGCAGGGCAGGGCGAGCGCCCUCCCUGGCAGAGAGUAGUAUUAGUGGAGUGAUUAGUAGCGGAGGUAAUUAAUGUAAUGUUAUUUGGCGGGCCGGUUGUGGGGCCGGGAGGUGACGAGGAGGACCCACCAGGGGUCUCUGCGCUGCCGCUGCCGGUCUGGGGAGACGCGAAAGGCCAAGGCGAGGACAGCCUGGGCGGUGGGGUCCCGUGUUUUUCUCGGUCUUUGAGUAUGGAUGGGGUGCGUGCUUGCGUGUCGUCGGGCUUCCUUUGGGGUUGGGUGGGCAUGGGUGUGCAUGGAUGUGCGUGCGGGGAGCCGUGGCAUGACCAACUGCCUCUUGCCAUGGGGUGCUCCGGUUUAUUUAAAAUUUCAUCUCAUGUCCAGAAAAUGGAAGUUUCCAUCCCUCGGAAACA